AAUAUUUGUAUAAAGCUCACAGUUUGCAUGAAGCAGGAACAGAAGGAUCUCUUUUGUCAGGCAGCAGUCUUUGAUUGAUUGGCGGGCAUGUAAGACUACAUGUCACAGCCAGGCGCGACAUUUAUUCGAUUUUAAAAUCAUACAAAAUAGUUUGUAUCCCUCUUACAGUUCUUUUACCCAUUUUAUCCCCCCUUCACACUCUUCUGCAUUUCUUCAGUCUACAAAUUGUUUUUCGGUCUUCCCCCGUCCACGUGUCAAAAUUUUGACACAUUCUAAAUUCUCAGCACAUAUGACUACAUACGGUAGCACAUUUCAGCCAUUGUUAAUCAUUCACAGUAAUUGAUCGCAAACAGAAAUUUAUUGUAACCAUGUUUAUAUUCCGAACCAAAAAAUUACCAAGUUGUAAAUUGUAGACAUCAAACCCGUUUCAAGAUUGAUACGAUUUGUUAACCUCCUGUGCAAUUGCUCUAAAUUUUCAAGAAACAAUUAUUCUUACUAAGUAAGUAUAAGUUAAAUUAACAAAUGUAAAAUAUACAAUUUUUAAAGUCCAGGAAUUUAAUAUAAAUAAAUAGUUUCUAAAUAUAUUUAUAUUUAAUAGUGUUAUGCACGAACGCGCGAAUACUUAACCAAUACAAUUAAAAGUAACUUAUAUUAUAUAUAUAAUUAUGAUACAACAUUAACCUAAUAUAUAUUAUGUUAUUAAUAAAAUAAUUUUAAUAAUAUAACUAUAAAAUUUUUACAUUGUUUUUUUAAUUUUUUUCAGUAUAGUAGUAUAUCUUAAAUUUACUAUUUUUACUUUUUUUUAUAGAUUCCUUUUAAAGACAAGAUAAUCAAACUAUUUAAAUGUGAUCCAUCACAUGUGAUUCAUAUCAUCACGGAAAAUAAAUCCUCCAAUUGUUUAAAUUUUGAUAUGGAUGCAGAGCCAACCACCAGUAACAAAAAAAACGAAAAAUACAAUACAAAUAAUCAACGUUUGAUAGCCGAAAAUGGCGGCCGUUGUAUGAGUACACAAGCAAUGCAAUCGCUCUAUGAUUUUCGACAGAAUAAUUUGCUUUGUGAUGCAAUAUUGAGAUUAGAAGAUGGCGGUGUCUUCCCGAUUCACCGAGCUAUACUUUCAGCAUGCAGUACUUAUUUCAGGGCAUUAUUUACAACUACAUUGCAUUCUCGUGAAAAAACCGAUGUUCUUCUACCAGGUGUAACAAGUCCAAUGAUGAAUCUUCUGCUGGAAUACGCAUAUUUACGAUCUAUUGAUGUAAACCGUGAAAAUGUAUGUGAACUGCUGACCACGGCGGAUUAUUUAAGCAUUGUAGGUGUGCUUGAUCUAUGCUGUGAUUACUUGAAAGAUAAUUUAGCGCCGGAAAAUUGCAUCGAAGUGAUGAGAUUUGCUCGUCAACAUUUCUGCAAGAAACUAGAAAAUGACGCUUACCGGUAUAUUGUGGGACACUUCGUCGAGGUGUCACAGAGAAGCGAAGAAAUUUUAAAUUUACCUAUUGAAGAACUGAAACCGUUAGUCGGUGCCGAUGAAUUAAAUGUUAAAAGUGAGCAGACAGUUUGGGAGCUAGUUUUGAGAUGGAUAAAUCAUGAUCCAGAAUCUAGAAAAGAUUAUAUUGUCGAUUUAAUGAAAAACAUCAGACUCGGUCUCUUAGAUACGCAAUUUUUUCUGGAGAAUGUCAAGGAUCACCCUUAUGUCGUGGGCAAUGAUGCAUGCAGACCCAUCAUCAUUGAAACUCUGAAAUUCUUGUAUGAUUUAGAAAUGAUAACUCAGAAAGAUGGAGAAGUGCCAACGCCAGAAAUUGCGCGACCUAGAGUUCCGCAUGAAAUUCUAUUCUCUAUUGGUGGAUGGAGCGGUGGCUCUCCGACAAAUUACAUCGAGACAUAUGAUACAAGAGCAGAUAGAUGGAUUCCGAUUGAAGAAACAGAUCCAACUGGGCCGCGAGCUUAUCAUGGACUCGCAGUGGUUGGUUUCGACAUUUAUGUUAUCGGAGGAUUUGAUGGCGUCGAUUAUUUUAAUAGCUGUCGUUGUUUCAACGCGGUGACCAAGGUGUGGCGAGAAGUUGCUCCCAUGAACGCCAGAAGAUGUUAUGUUAGUGUCGCAGUCUUAAAUGAUCUAGUUUAUGCAAUGGGAGGAUAUGAUGGAUAUCAUCGUCAAAAAACUGCAGAACGUUAUAACUAUAAAACAAAUCAAUGGUCUCUUAUUGCAUCAAUGAAUGUGCAGAGAUCUGAUGCAAGUGCAACGACAUUAAACGAUAAGAUAUAUAUUACUGGUGGUUUUGAUGGACAUGAUUGUUUGAAUACAGCCGAAGUAUAUGAUCCUAGUACCAACCAGUGGACAAUGAUAACAGCAAUGAGGUCACGUAGGAGCGGAGUGUCGUGCAUAUCUUAUCACGGCUGUGUUUAUGUUAUUGGCGGUUUCAACGGCAUAUCUAGAAUGUGCAGUGGGGAAAAAUAUAAACCUUCUACGAACAGCUGGAGUCAUAUUCCCGAUAUGUAUAAUCCGCGUAGCAACUUUGCCAUUGAAGUAAUCGACGAUAUGAUUUUUGCUAUCGGCGGUUUUAAUGGUGUUACUACAACAUACCAAGUGGAAUGUUACGACGAAAAAACAAAUGAAUGGUAUGAAGCUACAGACAUGAAUAUAUGCAGAUCAGCACUGUCAGCCUGCGUAAUUAUGGGUCUUCCAAAUGUAUAUGAUUAUAUUCACAAGCAUCGUGAACGCCUAAUGGAGGAAAAGCGCCAAAAGUUAUUGGCUCACGAAGUACGUCGAAAUCAGCAACAGCAACAAGAACAACAGCAGACGAGACAAACAUCGCAACUCAAUCAAAUUAUACCUCCACCACCACCUCUACCACGUUAAUAAAUGAAAUGAUAAUCGGCGCCGUUAAAAUCAAAUAUCACUAUUACGUAUUUGCUUACAGCUGUAUACAUCUAUUUUAUUAAUUAAUUUGCAAUGCAAAAUUUUGAAUUAUUGCCAGACGUAGCAUAAAAUAGCUAUCAAAAGAAUGAAAGUCAAUUGAUUCAUUAUUAAUAUCACAUUAACUGUUUACAUAUUUGACGAUGAUUAUUUUUGUCUAUACUCACAAAAAAAGAUUUAUUAUAUUUUUAUAAUUUUCAGACUGCCAUUUACUCAUCUUUGUUACAUUAAAUCUUUUUUGAUAGCAAAUAUUUCUAUUAAACCUUUUUACAAUUUUAUACAUGCUAUAUAUGUAAUACUGUCAAUGAUGUUAAUACCAUAAAUGAUUAAAGUAAUUAACAAAGAACUAAUUCAAAAUAAUUCAUUCUUUUUUUGUUUUAAAAAUUGAUGUCAAAUUAAUUAUUGCAAUAAUAAUACUCAGAAUAGUAACAUAAAUUAGAGUAUAAUUGCAUUGUAAAUAUAAAAAAUGCAACCAAAGCAAAUAAUAGCAUGAACCAAGAAAUAAAAAAAUAAAAACAAAAUUUUAUGAGAUAAUAAUUUCGUAAACAUAAAAAAUUGUUUUGAAAAAAAUCUUUUGACGUUACCUAAAUACGGUGUUGUGUAAUUCAAUGCAAUAAUGCAUGUAAAUAAAAUUACAAGAAUUUGUACAAAA
Molecule: messenger RNA, 3560 nt
Organism: Monomorium pharaonis (pharaoh ant)
Lineage: Eukaryota; Metazoa; Arthropoda; Insecta; Hymenoptera; Formicidae
Gene: klhl10
Product: kelch-like protein 10
Exons: 8
Coding region: 911-2851 (646 amino acids)
Molecular function (GO): protein binding
Source: RefSeq, a predicted model, not a curated record